AUUUAAUCUGUGGUGGUCUUUAUCAAAUCAAAUUGUCAAUGAUCUGUCCAAGACCAUCUGUCCAAUUGUGUCUGACCGAUCGCCAAAUAAUUGCACGAAACUACAAUUACUUUGUUUGUUUUAAGUUUUAGGGUUAUAUAAUAACUACUUUAAAGAGUUUAGUUCUUGAUUUUAAAGUGAAUUCCGAGGCAGCGAGGUUUUUAAAUGCUUAAAGAAUAGUAACAAAAUGGGAAGUCAUAAUAGCCAUGAAAAGUCUUCAGGCGAAGGAGGUAGUGGUUCCAGCACUCCUCGGGGAUCGCAGCGAGGUACACGGUCAGGAUCAAGUGGGGAACUGCCCGAGAAGAUAGAACCUCCCCAAACCACAUCAAUGGUACCUGUUGAAAAACUUGCAAAGUUGCUGGUUCAACGCUCACAAAAAGAAGAUGGCGUCAAUGGAGUUACGGAAAAUUGUUUCACUAAAUACCUGUUCCCAAUGUAUCCGGAUUUGGCGAGACACUUCUUCAAAUAUCUACACAAAACAGGCAAAUGCAAGAACAAACAUAUAAAUCUGUCGACGUUCAAACAACAAUGCGAACGUAUUAUGGCCAUGCUUGAUGACAAUGCUAUUAUUGAGGCUUAUGUCAGAAUGUUUACUUCAGAUUCGGAUGAAAGUAUUGUAACUCCAGAUGGUUUAAAAAAUCUACUCUAUAUAAGUUACAAAUUGUCUAUGGACCAUUAUCCUGAAGGGCCACAGACGUGUCUAAUGAUAAAUAAAACCUUAUCAGCGGUGAUCAAUGGAUGUUUUAAUAAGAAAGACACGCAUAGUGUUGGUUUCGUGGUGCGUUGGUUGGGAGAGCAUUGUCAUAGAUUAAUAUUUCCAGUUCACAGAUACUGCGUCCACAUGCUAGCAACACGUCACCGUGACAUCGAAGCGCACGUGGAAUCAAACGGUUCUGGUGCGGGCUUAGAACUGGCGACUCCGGUGUUGGAGCGCGGCGCGUGGCACGCGGGCUCCGGUGCUCUCCUGCCCGUCUCAGCCGCCUGGCUUCUAGCCGCCACCGCACCACCGGUCUACUCCAGACCGGCGAAGCCUCCUCCAGCACAACACACGGGUGGUGGGUCUGCAGCAGCGCUGUGGCUGGCACGGCUUGUAUGCGCGGUGCCCUCACACUGGGCUCCCCUCUACGCCUCGCGGGAACACGGCCUUGGUGCUAACCGAUUCUUACAUCACACGCUCGCAUACAGGGGUCCAACACUAGUGGUGGUUGCGGCAGAGGAGAUAACAGCUGUGAUAGCGUGUCCGCAAGAAUGGAAAGAAACACACCAGUACUGGGGCGGACCAGACUGCGCUCUUAUACAACUCUAUCCCACAUUCGCAGUAAUAGAGCAAGCACCAAAGAUGCUCUACCUCAACACAUCAAUCCGUGGCUAUCCGCGCGGCUUACGAGCUGGUAGUGACCCGCGGAAACCACUGUUGUGUGUCAAUGAUGACUUUGACUCCUUCACCUUCCAGGGCGUGCCUUACACGAUACAGGCUAUCGAGGUAUGGGGCUGUGGUGACCAAACGUCUAGAGAAAACCAGUUAGAAGUUAAGAAAUGGCAGGUGCGCGAGGCAGAGAGGCAAAGAAACGUCAAACUAUCCGCAGCUGAUUGGAUAGAACAUCCCGAUAGAUAUCUAUUAGAGCUGGCGGGUAGACCGCAAUACAACACUUCGGCAAGCUAGUAAUCUUACACUGCAGCCCCCGGAGAACACUGCAGCUUAGGGAAACGGUACAUCACAAACACAAAUAGAUAGAUGGAACAGACUGGAGUCAGUUGGAACCUGCUGAAGUCAGUUGGAACAUUCCGAAGUCGGUUGGAACAUACUAAAGUCAGUUGGAACAUACAAAGACAGUUGAAGCAUACUGAUGAUAGUAAGAACGUACUGCAGUUAGUUUAGACACGUUGAAGUUAGUUGUAACAUACUGCAGUCAGUUGGACCAUACUUGAGAUAGAAAUAAAUUGCAGUGUCAGGGGAUGUACUGCAGUGAAUGCGAAAAAAAAGUGUUUAGAAAUAAGGGACUGUUAAGUGAUCUUAAAAUAAUUUUAAGGUUAAAAAAAAAAUCGACUAAGUCAGUGCCUUUUUGCCGCUUUAUUUUUGGUCAAAAGAAGUAGAUUUUUUUGACGAUUUUAAGAUUGAAAUAUUUGAAUCUAAUGCCUUCAUUUAGUUCAAUAAUUAAAACGCAAACUUUC
Papilio xuthus (Asian swallowtail) is the source of this 2211-nucleotide messenger RNA. RefSeq lists its product as uncharacterized. The transcript has 11 exons. The coding region runs from base 227 to 1702 and encodes 491 amino acids. The record is from RefSeq and is a predicted model, not a curated record. NCBI's taxonomy places the organism in Eukaryota, Metazoa, Arthropoda, Insecta, Lepidoptera, Papilionidae.